Fusarium keratoplasticum is the source of this 1710-nucleotide messenger RNA. Its product is annotated as Protein kinase domain-containing protein. Gene Ontology annotation, biological process: protein phosphorylation. Lineage: Eukaryota; Fungi; Ascomycota; Sordariomycetes; Hypocreales; Nectriaceae. The record is from RefSeq and is a predicted model, not a curated record. The transcript has 3 exons. Gene Ontology annotation, molecular function: protein kinase activity; ATP binding. Bases 1 to 1710 code for a protein of 569 amino acids.
AUGGCCGAAGCCGUCGGCACCGCCCUCGGCGUGGUGGGCGUCCUGGGCCAGCUCUUUGCGGGCUGUGUCCAGGCCUACGGCUUCUUCACGACGGCGGCCAACCUCGACACCGACAGCCAGCGGCUGCUGUGCAAGGUGCGCAUCGAGGAGAUGCGCCUCGUCGUCUGGGGCCGCGACUGGGGCGUCGCCGAGGGGAGGCUCGAGGCGCACCUCGAGUCCACACGGAACCCGCAGCUGAGGAGCCUGGCACUGCAGAUCCUGGGCGAGCUGCACAGCGCCGUGACAGACUUUAACAAGCUCAAGGAGAGGUAUGGGCUUGUGGAUGAGGGGAGGAGUGCGAGUUUGGAGGUCAAAGGGGGGAAGAGUAAAGGGGGCAAGAAGUCGCCUUCACCUUCGAGAAAGGGGUCGAGAGACGAUGAGAGUCGUAAAUCGAAUGGGUUGGUAAAGACUUCGAGUGCCUCGAGUGAGAGGAGCUGGGGAAAGGAACUGGGGCUGAGGGCCAAGUGGGUGAUAGGAGACAAAGAAAAGUUUAUAAACCUACUCAAGGACUUAAGAGACUACAACGACGGUCUUGAACGUCUCUUCCCCCUCUCUCACCUCCCAUCCUUUCAACGCGCCUGGACACAUCAACUCCUCGAGUCUGCUCAGCGCGAUCUCACCCAGCUCUCCCUCCUCGAGACGGCCGCGACGGGCGUCUACCCCCAGCUCACCACCUCGGCCAACCUCAAGAAGCUCCGCAUCAAUCUCGACACGCGGCCCCAGGCCUCCUUCAAACCCACUUUUGCACUCAAAGUGCCUCGUCCAGCGCUCGAGCUGACUGAGGAAGAGAAGGAGAGCAACCAUCGUGGGCGAAGUAAGGGCCGCCAUGAGACAGCGGGCGACGUCGUCAUUGAAUGGGUAGACUAUGAUCGUGAUGAUGUCGAAGAGCGAGUCGCCCACGUCCGCCGUCUCGAUGACCUCGCCCGGAUGAUGCACUCAGCCUCAGAAUGUCAUCCAGAUCUUCACAGCAUCGACUGCGUCGGCUACGUCGACGACUCAUCCCACUGUCGCUACGGCCUCGUAUACAAGGCACCCUCACCAUCCUUCUCAACCCUCCACGAACUCAUCGCCAGCCCGGACCUCAAGACGCCAGACCUCGACGACCGCGUCCGUCUCGCUCACACCCUAGCUGUGGCGCUCUGGUCCCUCCACUCCCUCGACUGGCUGCACAAGAGCCUCUGCAGUGCAAACAUUCUCUUCUUCCCCUCGGCCUUUUCCACCUCGGCUCACUCCCCUACUGCUGCCGCCGCUCUCGUCCCAGAUAUUCAACGGCCGUAUCUCACAGGUUUCGACGCCUCGCGUCCAGACUUUGACCAGGCCCUGUCCGUCGCCCCUCGCAACCCCUCCAUCGCCACCCUACACCGACACCCAGCCUCGCUACGAGGGUUCCCACACUGCAAGCCCAUGGACAUUUACAGUCUGGGGUUGGUCCUCCUCGAGAUUGGACUCUGGAAGAUCCUCCAGGCCUACCAUAGACCUCACUACUCUGCAGACCGGUGGCGGGACAAGGUGGUUCGCGCGGUGCUCGUUCCAGGUCUGGGGAGCAAGGUUGGUCGUAGAUAUCGUGAUGUUGUGGAAAAGUGCCUGAGUGUGAGUGAGGAGAUGACGAGUACCGAGGCAGCCGAGGUUUUGGAAGAGGUUGUGACGGCUCUCGAAGGCAUUAGAGUAUGA